Molecule: messenger RNA, 4119 nt
Organism: Oppiella nova
Lineage: Eukaryota; Metazoa; Arthropoda; Arachnida; Sarcoptiformes; Oppiidae
Source: the annotation of a GenBank genome assembly
AUGUUUAAUGAGUAUUUCGUUCAAAUUAACUUAUACGGAAUGUGCGGCCGAAUGGGAAAGUUGAAGGAUAUCGACAAAUUUGAUGGACUUUUCUUUGGCAUCUUUAGUACAAUGGGUGAUAGUAUUGACCCUCAAUCGAGAAUACUAUUGGAGACUACUUAUGAGGCUAUAGUUGACGCCGGUAUAAACCCGCAGUCACUCCGCGGUUCAGAUACCGGUGUAUACAUCGGGUACUCGUCGUUCGGAAUGCCUGACGGCAUACCAGAGGAAGUACAGCCCGACUCGCAGAGUAAUAUGACGGACACAUUGCUAUGGAUUCAGGGCAGCAAUAAGUGUCUGUACGCUAACCGCGUUUCAUUCGUAUUUGACUUCAAGGGGCCGUCAGUUUUCAUCGAUACGGCCUGUUCUUCCAGUUUAGUCGCCUUCAAUGUAGCGCUUAAUGACUUGCGAUUAGGCAAAUGCCGACAGGCGAUAGUCGGCGGAACCUCUAUCAACCUCCAGCCGUUCACUAAUAACGUGUUUCAGGCGACACAUCUUAACUGCAGGGAUGGCGUGCCUAAGGUAUGGGACGAUAAGGCCGACGGCUUUGCCAGAGGCGAGUGUGUGGCCAGUAUUUUCCUGCAGAGGGCGUCCGACUCUAAGCGCAUAUACGCCACUGUCCUUAACUCCGGCGUCAAUAUCGACGGAAACAAAAGGAUGGGUAUGUUCUUCCCCUCGUCCACCACUCAGGAGGAGCUCAUGGUUAAGGUGUAUGAAGAGGCAAACAUAGACCCCUUGAAAGUGGGCGACCCCCAGGAGGCCAAGGCUAUAUUCAACGCCUAUUGCGGCAAACCUGGACGCGAAGGUGUCCUACCUGUGGGCCUAUUGAAGAGCAACAUCGGUCACGCGGAGGGCGCCUCCGGUGUCUCAUCCGUGGCUAAAGUGUUGAUCGCAUACGAGAGGGAAUGCAUCCCUUCUUGUCUACACUUAAACAACAUUAAAGGCAAUAUCAGAGAGUAUUGUCCGCCACUGUUGCCCAUCAAUGAUAACUAUCCCUAUACUCCGGGUAUCGCUGGUGUGAAUAACUUUGGAGUGGGAGGUGUGAACGCACACGUAUUACUUGAACCAAAUUAUAAGACAAAAAGUGAUAAUAUGAACCGGAUCGCCGAAGGUGUUCCCCGACUCAUCAAUAUAUGCACCCGAACUGAGGAGGGCUUCAACCAAUUCAGCCGAUAUAUUGAGGAAAAUCCUGACAAAAUUACUAAUGAUUUCUUAGCCUUAUUGGCCGAUACUAUGAAAAGUAAGCCCUCACUCAACUCAACUGGAUUUCCAUACAGAGGUCACGUUAUGAUCAAAGAAACUGUUGGCGAUAAUGGAGAGGUACAGAGACAGUACACCAAACACUACUCAACCUUUACUGCAAAGACUGUACGUCCCAUUUGGUUCCUAUUCCCUGGUUUGGGAGGACAAUGGACUGGAAUGGCAAAGGCUUUGAUGCCGAUUAAGAUAUUCGCCGAUAAGAUUGAGGAAUGUCAUGAAGUACUCAAGCCUUUUGGCAUAGACUUAAAGAAUAUUCUGUUAUCUGAUGACAAAAACUCGAUGUCAAACAUGACUAACAAAUUCUGUGCCACAACUGCUAUAGAGAUAGCAUUAACUGAUGUUAUCUCAGCACUCGGCGUAACACCCGACGGUAUUGUCGGUCAUUCCUUCGGUGAAAUAGCUGCUGCUUAUGCCGACGGAUGUCUUAACACCAGAGAAGCACUUUUGGUGACCUAUUAUAGAGGACUUGUGACCGAAAGCGAUAAGAAAAUACCGAAAGGACUGAUGGCUGUCGUCGGUCUGUCCUGGAAUGAGGCGAAGAAGUUGUGUCCGAAGGGGACGAGUCCUGUCUGUAACAACGGAAAGGAUACAGUAGUUGUUUCCGGCUUAUACAAUGAGACCAAACAAAUGGUUGAAGACUUGACCAAAAAGGGAAUAUUCGUUCGCGAACUCCAAAGUCAUGACAUCCCAUAUCACAGCGAAUAUCUCAUUACUUCUGCCAAACGAUUGACAGAUGAGCUCAAGAAAGUGGUUCUCAAACCCAAAACCCGAUCCAAAAAGUGGGUUUCGACGGCUAUUAUUGAUUCAGAUCCGGACGAUGUACUCAAGACUGCUUCGGCCGAGUAUUUCGUGCAUAACCUCAUUAGUCCCGUCUAUUUCUAUAAUAAAGUCAAAUAUCUGCCAAUGGAUGCCAUUAUUAUAGAGAUCGGACCGCACGGACUCUUUUCAAAGAUAAUCUCGCAAACCCUCGAUGCGGCCAAUUAUAUCUCAUUCAUUAAGAAGGACUCAAACGAGACAAAUAUGGAUAUGCUUUUGUCGGGCAUUGCCAAACUCUAUGAGUUGGGUCUCAAUCCCAAUAUAGAGAAACUCUACCCCAAAGUGGAGUUCCCAGUGGUGAGAGGCACUCAAUCCAUUGCAUCCCUGAUGAAGUGGGAUCACGUGGAAAACUAUUUCGUCCGAAAAUGGCCCGAUUUCUACUUCAAAGGCACCUCAUCUGAAAUGACUGAAAACAUUAAUCUCAAGCGAGAGAUCAAAUCCUUUUUGCCCGACCAUUGCAUUGACGGCAACUGCCUGUUCCCGGCCACUGGCUAUUUGAUGUGCGCCUGGAGACAGAUGGCAGCCUUUAAGGGCAGGCUUUGGAAUCAAAUACCGGUGAUCUUCGAAGACGUUCAGUUCCGAAGACCCGUUUUUGUAUCCCAAGAGGAGCCCACAAAACUGAAAGUCAGAUAUAUGGACCAAACGGGUGAUUUCGUGAUCCUGGAGAAUGGUAACCCCACGUGUGUGGGCAAAAUCCGUUGUCCCGAUGAAUACACACUGAGUGUUCAAAACCUCAUCCAAGACGCGCCCAAAGAGGGAGAAGCGUUUGAGGCGGAGAUCGAGACGAAAGACAUCUAUAAAGACCUGCGAGUCGUUGGCUAUGAUUACGGCCCCAAAUUCCAGGGCCUCCGCAAAAUCAAGACCAAUGACUUCGAGACACUCCACGGAGAGGUUGAAUGGGACGGCAAUUGGAUCCCAUUCAUGGACUCCCUCUUGCAGACAAUGGCCGCCGGAAUGCCAUUCAGGAAAAUGAUGGUUCCGGUGAUGAUCAAGCAGUUAAGGUGUGACCCCAAAGUGCUGUACGAAGCGGUGGUCGCCGGUAAGGUAGACACCAAACCUCAGGCCCAGUUGGACGAGGAGGCGACUAUGGAUCACCUCAUGCAAGACGACGGCGACAAAGAGAAUGUCGAGACUGUGGACAAGGAUUUCAGUACAAUCUUAGACCAGAAUAAUGUGGACACCGUCGAGGAGCUCAUUGGACAGGACUUCCAUAUUUACAAAUCAAUGGUUCCAUUCUAUGUGGACAUGAGCUCCCGGAUGAUUGUGGCGCCGGGUAUAGAGGUGGAGGACCUGAUGGCUCUGCCCAUCCCUCGCAAAGUGAAUGCUCAGGAUCUCAAACUCGAAUCGUAUGAAUACAUUACUAACGAAGACUAUAACGCUAUCGAAGAAAGUGAUAAAAAGAAAGUUAUGGAGUAUUUGAAGGUCUGUUCAACGGUAGCCAACAAAAUCAAGAAUAACUUCGAUUCAGACAGAAGUGAAUCCAAGAAUUUUGAAAUAAACGACGAUUUGAUUCACGAAUACAACAAAGACAUAGACACUAAAGAAGAUCACGUUUUGUUGAAAAUGUUUAAUGAAAUCUCGAAGAAGUCUGUGGACCAGAACCAGAAUCUCGUCGACGGAAAGCUCAAUGACUUUGUGUCAGAUUUGCUGCAAAAACCAGAAUACGAUCUGUCGUUGGAUAUGAUAAACAAGGUCUCGAAGAACGAGCGCCUCAUCAGAACUCUUGUGGAUAUUGUCAGCGAAAACAAUGUCCCGAAGAAAGAGAUCAAAGUAUUGGAAAUUAAUUUCAAUAAAAAUAUUUUCGCCGAAGAGAUCGAUAAUUAUUUGGCGUCUGCGGCCAUAUAUCCGAUUGACGUCGACUACAAUAUAGCCGUCAAAUCGACUUCUAAUGUGAAGGAAGACGUGAGGAAGUCAUUCAAAGUGACCGAAUGGGACGUCGAGAAGUCGAGUUUCCCGGUGGACGUGACCCUGGCCAAUUUGGUCGUAUUCAACGACUCGCAAGAC